GUGUGAGUGUAUUGUAUUUCCAGUGCGGCACGCCCAGGGGGCAAGGCCAGACCUGAAAAACCAGCCGCCUCCUUCUCUCGGAUUCGUGAAACUACAGUACGCCACAUACACCUGUCAGCCAGCCCUUGCUGGACUAUGCCCUGCUCUGUGGACUGAGGAACUGUGUUUCUCCUACAAACAGGUGUGAUUGUACAGCACACCGGUGAAGAUGCAAGCCUCCACAGCUUCUCCUGUCACCAAUCUUACCACGGCCACGACCAUAUCGAGAGAACAAAUCCUCAUCCAGAGUUCAGGCGCCAUGAUCGCAGUAAUCGUCAUCGGUAUCAUAAUCAUUCUCAGCAUACUACUCAUCAUACUGAAGACAUAUAACAAGAAAAUGCAAACAAAGAGAAUACUCAGUGGGACUUCCAGCAAACCGCGAAAAAAUACAACCUCAACAACAACAACAACAACGCUGCAGAUGGCAAACCUACGAGGAGGUUCCAACAUGGGAGGUUUUGCACACUUACCCAACACUUUGGAGAACGGGUUCCGGUUACCACGAGCCGAGCUGGCGAAUGCUGCCGAACAGAUCAGCAUGAACAGUGGCUCCACUGUGGUCACAAUACACGAAAUGCCAUCGAACGGAAAUACGUAAAUAAUGCAGUUUGCGAUAUAAAAUAGGCUCCAUUGUGCGGUGUGAUGAGAGAACACACCCCGAGAAUCAAUAAAAUGAUGAAAGGAUGAUAACCAGGACUUUGGGAAAAUAAAACAGAGACCCAACGUUGAACUAUUGGCAUGUUGAGACCAGCAUAAACACCUCUGAAGGCCGAACGUAAGCAAUGGAUCACUGGGGACAUUUUAGGACCCAUAAAAUGACAGACUGAGGUUGAAUGGACUACAAGGAACUUUCACUAAGCACGGGAAAAAAAACCACGGAAAACCAUUCCAGUGUUCUGUUACCACGUUGAAGGACUUUUGGCUAUUUCACUCAAUCCUAAUGUGAGGUCCCUGCAAAUGGAAACUACCCAUGUUUAAUAGUAGGGACCUCACAAAAUGUCGACUGAGUAAAUAAUACAGUGUGCAUAUCGUGUAUGAAUAAGUUUCCUUUAAGUCCAUGUGGAAAGACAGUGUAUCGAACACAGAGUGAAAUCUGUAAGGUGUAGCUACUGAAAAUAGCACUAGCCAUAGCUAAUGUUUCCCUUUAUUUAAAAUAAAGAACAACACAAAAUA
Messenger RNA from Silurus meridionalis, 1212 nucleotides. RefSeq names its product non-compact myelin associated protein (gene ncmap). Gene Ontology annotation, molecular function: structural constituent of myelin sheath. NCBI's taxonomy places the organism in Eukaryota, Metazoa, Chordata, Actinopteri, Siluriformes, Siluridae. Gene Ontology annotation, cellular component: paranode region of axon; Schmidt-Lanterman incisure; plasma membrane. Gene Ontology annotation, biological process: regulation of myelination. Bases 209 to 637 code for a protein of 142 amino acids. The record is from RefSeq and is a predicted model, not a curated record. The transcript has 5 exons.